Messenger RNA from Penicillium pulvis, 2226 nucleotides. Its product is annotated as fungal specific transcription factor domain-containing protein. Gene Ontology annotation, biological process: DNA-templated transcription. The coding region runs from base 1 to 2226 and encodes 741 amino acids. Gene Ontology annotation, molecular function: DNA binding; zinc ion binding. Lineage: Eukaryota; Fungi; Ascomycota; Eurotiomycetes; Eurotiales; Aspergillaceae. The record is from RefSeq and is a predicted model, not a curated record. The transcript has 4 exons.
AUGCCGAGAGCUGCGAGUGGCUUGUUUAUAUCCUCUGGGAAUGCGCGAAGUAUUAAAGAGCAGGAAGAGCUUUUCAAGAAAUUGCAAGUUUCUCAGAGCCUAUUGAAGGAAGCUGAGCAAUUUGUGCCCGGGCGCACGGCUAAAAGAAUUCAGGAAUUUUUGCAGGAAUCAGACUCUGAUUAUGUAUCUAACGAUAUCAACGGCGAUCAAGUCCGUGAAGAUCUUGCCGAAACGCCCCAAGAACCGGCGUAUGAGCCAGCUAGCUCGGAUUCUUCCAUUGGGUCACUGAGUGCCUUGGACGAAGUCGAAUACGAUGUCAAUCUGACUAAGGAAUCUCGAGCCACGGGAUAUAUAGGCAAAAGCUCGGAGAUUACGUGGAUGCAACGACUGCAGCAAGAGGUCCUACAAUGCACCAAUACCCUUGACAAAGACUACACUGCGGGCAAUUAUUUGGGCCCCCACGAGAUAAAUUAUCACGUUGACGAUUUCGAUAUAGGAGUAUCAGAGCCUGUACAGAUGUAUUGGGUCCCCCCUCGGUCCCUAGCUGAUCGGCUUCUCGAUACCUAUAUGCGUGUGGCUCACCCUUACAUCCCUAUUAUCAACCGCCCUUUAUUUUGUAGCCAGUAUGAGAGGUUUUUCGACAGACCUAAUCUUCCUGGUGACAAGUGGAUGGCUAUCCUGAACAUUGUUUUCGCAAUUGCCGCUAUCUAUGCUCAUACUGCUGAGUUGAAUUGGCGUGGGGAUCCUAAAGAUCAUCUUCUUUAUUUGACUCGAGCUCGAAUGUUAAGCAUGAGCGGAGAUGAGGUUUUUCGCCAUCCAGAUCUCCAACAAGUGCAAGUGGAGGGCUUAAUGGCUUUCUAUCUUCUUUCCACAGACCAAAUUCAUCGGGCAUGGAGAAUGUCGGCAUUGGCCAUCCGUUCCGCGGUGGCCCUCGGAAUUAACUUGAAAAGCAGCAACCCAAUGAUCACGAAUGUUUCUAAAGAGGUUCGGAAUAGGGUUUGGUGGUCUCUCAUUACAAUCGAGAACAAACUCAGCCUAAUGACUGGCCGGCCUAAUUGUAUCUCGGUGAGCAUGUGCGCAUCACCUUUUCCACUCCCGUUCGAGGAACAAGAGUUAGACCAGGAACCGGCUACCUCUCUUCUUAACAAUCCUCAAUAUCGGGACAGGCAAAUAAAUGAUGCCAUGAGUAGCUCGUAUUUUCGAAGAGCACCAUUUACCAGAUCCCGGAACGAACGGCAUACACCCUCUGCUCCUGGAUGGCUCCAAUGCCUCCCUGUUUCUAAUGGACUUUACUUUUUGUAUUCUUGUGACCUCACAUUACUGGUGCAGGAGCUAUUAGAUCGCGUGUACGCGGUAGACGCUGUUCACCAACCCUGGAGGGAACUCAAAAGCCGAAUUGACGAGAUCCGAGAAAGGGUCGAUAUCUGGCUCGGCUCGCUUCCGCCUGACUUAGAUUUCACUCGCUUGCAUGAUUACUAUCAAGCUCCUGACGAAAUGACGCGCCUAGCUUUCCAAUAUCACAGCGCACGAAUGAUGCUAGGACGCCCAUGCCUUUGUCGACAACACAAAGAAAUUUCACAAAGCACGAAUGAAGAAUACGUGUUCACGAAAUCCAUGGCUGUGUCAGCCAUCAAGUCAGCCAUCCAAAUGGCCCAUCUGAUCCCAGACGAGGGGAAAGCCAGCGACUUAGAAGGAAUUUGCCAUUGGUGGUGCCUUCUCCAUUAUGCUAUGCAAACAAUAACAAUCAUUAUUCUUGAAAUAUCCUACGAUUGCAUUCAUCUGCCGGAGGAAGCGAGCAUUCUAUUACAGUUGGCGAAGAAAUGUAUACGAUGGCUCCACAGAAUGUCCAGACAUAGUAUUGCUGCUCAUCGAGCCUGGCAACUAUGUGACAGUUCACUCCGCCGGCUGGCAUUGCCCAUGAAUCUCAAUGUGAGCGAUUUGCCAUCGCGCCCCCAUAGGCAGCAACCCGUCGAUGAGAACUCUUUUUCUUUUGACUUAAUUGAAGAGCAUGCCACCGCGCCUACUGAUACUGAUAUACGGGAAUCUAUCACACCAGCCCCUGGUGCAGAAUUUGACACGCCCCAGCUUACGACCCAGACUGAUUCCAAUGCUGGUCCGCGAACAAAUUCCUCACGUUUAGCAGCAGCAGGAGGUGUUGAUCAGUGGCAUUUUGCUCAUGACCGAUUCGAUGACAGUUUUGUAGACCUGUUUUUCCCGGAGCUUUAA